AGCAACAUUGGAAGCUGUUAUUUCAGAUUCUAAACUGAAGUGCACAUAACAUCCAUUAUGGUGGAAUGACUUCAAGUACAUAAGUUCCUAGGCAUUGAGGAUGAAGGGAGGUUUAAAGGUGCCACGGAUCUCUCUCAUCCUUGUUGGAUUUGUCUGUGCCACUGUUAUUACUUUUGCAUAUGUGAAAAGCCCUUUUCUCUCUUAUUGGACACCAUCUCAAGAUCAUGUCUUCCAGAUUUCUCCAGAUUUUAAAGUGAAAGAUGAAGAAGUUUUAAGAGAGAGAAAUAGGGUAGAGAAAUCAGAAGAAAACAUGAAAUUUAAAUCCGCCAUUUCAAACUCUUUUAUGAAGGAUAACGUGACUGAAGAACUGAUUACCAAUACUGAAAUAGAAGGAAAUGCCGGUAUUCCUGCCAAAGUUCCUCAAAAAGGAGAAGAUUUAAAAGCUUUGGAAUUAAAAAAUAGUUCAAGAGAUCAGGAAAAUGAAGUCACUGCUCCAGUGAAUUCGGCAGGCGGUGCUGCGGAAAAUAUGAUAUCUACCUUAAAAAAUCAUGGUGAUUAUCAUUCUAUUUGAUUAUUUGUUUGCUUCUCUUUGAUGUCAUUUGAGGGAUGGCCUUGGCUCAGCGGUAAGCUUGCUUACCGUGGUGUGCCAGGGUCGGGGGUUCGAAACGCCCCUCCAGCGAAGCUGGGGUGAGGGCGCGUAGGUCAGGCCCGGAGUGGUCCCCCCCCUCCCCGACACCUACGGAGUAGGUAUGAACCGGUUCGUCCCUUUUCUCUUUGAUGUCAUUUAGCUGUAGAAUUUAUCUUAAACCCCCACCGAGGACAUGACCCUAGAUAGGAAGGUCUGGAAGACGCGAAUUACGGCAGAAGAGUAGGGCCAGAUUGGGUCGCUAGUGUAG
Messenger RNA from Capsicum annuum, 896 nucleotides. RefSeq lists its product as uncharacterized. The record is from RefSeq and is a predicted model, not a curated record. The transcript is spliced from 4 exons. NCBI's taxonomy places the organism in Eukaryota, Viridiplantae, Streptophyta, Magnoliopsida, Solanales, Solanaceae. Bases 101 to 571 code for a protein of 156 amino acids.